Molecule: messenger RNA, 3155 nt
Organism: Liolophura sinensis
Lineage: Eukaryota; Metazoa; Mollusca; Polyplacophora; Chitonida; Chitonidae
Product: protein phosphatase inhibitor 2-like
Exons: 4
Coding region: 79-747 (222 amino acids)
Biological process (GO): regulation of signal transduction
Molecular function (GO): protein phosphatase inhibitor activity
Source: RefSeq, a predicted model, not a curated record
GCUCUCUUGGCAUCGUUUAGUUAUCGUACCUAGUGUUUAUUUCAACUGACAUUUAAUUCGACGGUUGCCCGUGAUACAAUGGCCUGUACGGAGAAGAAACCAAAGAAAGGCAUUUUGAAAAACUCCUCAAGUUUUGAUAAAACAGAGCAUCAUCUUGCACGAAAAGAAAUGAAAUGGGAUGAAAUGAAUAUCAUAGCCACCCACCACCCACCAGAUAAAGACUAUGGUCAUAUGAAAAUAGACGAGCCCCCGACCCCGUACUCCAAGUAUACGGGCAGUGAGGGUGAGGAUGGUGUGAAGAGGCGAGGCAGCUUUGAUCCUCACAGCGAGGAUGAACAUGAUGGUCUGGAUCCUGUUUCUAUAGCUUCAAAGUUAGAAGAUGACAAAACUGCUAAGGUGUUGAGGCACAGUUUUAAUGAGGAUGACGAUUCUGAUUCCGAUGAGGAAAGAAAUGAAACUGAGGAAGAGAGAGCCGAGAGAAAAGCAUUUGAGAAGAAGAGGAAGCUGCACUACAAUGAGUUUCAGGCCAUGAAGCUGGCAAAACAGCUGAUGGAGGAGGAGGAAGAUGAAGAUGACCUUGUGGAUGAGGAGGCCGCCAAAAAUGCACGUGUCAAUGCCCGACCCUCAUUAGAACUGUGUAUGGAUGGCGAAACCAGCAUGGAAGGGGUCAGUUCCACCACUCACAGCAGCAGUCAGGACGGCUCCUCAGUAGAUAGGCCAUUAAAUACAGCAAAUUCCAACCAAUGACAACUAGGCUGAUUAUGUACAGUUAUCUCCCCUUGUUCCAUACCUCUGCAGAUGCAUCGUUAUGUACAGGGAUAUACAAGAGGUAAUAUUGAAUGUGCACUUCAGCCACAGAUGCCCAUUGGUAUUUUAGGUCAGGUCAAGGCUGAAGGUCAAAUGUCACUGGUUGUUAUGGUUAUGUAUACAGAAUGUGGUCAGAUUUAUAGAUGCUGCUGCUGCUGCUGUUUGUAAUUCAGGGUUACCUAACCUUAACUAACAUUCCGGCGCGCAAACAGCUUCAUUAUGUGUGAGGAGAACAUUUGAUAUUUUCUAACUGUUUUUUCAGGGCAAGUAACGUUGAUGCACAGACAGUGCUGUUUGUCCAAUGUUCCUGCUUACUUCGGCCUUGUGCAGAAAAUGUUAUGUACAUUUGUGCAAGUUUUAUAACAAAUUAUUCCGUUUCUAUGAGUUAAAGUGCCACUCUGGUCAGAAUACAAAUUGCGUAGAAACAUUACAGCGAUAUGAAAGAAAUCCUACGGAGUAAGGCUAACACUAUGUUUCAAUAAGAUUUUGAUGAAUAAGACUGUUUAGCCCAUAUAACUGAAGAUUCCUUGAAAAACAAAAUCUUCGGCUGUGUCCGUAAAGUUUUCCUGAUGUGAUGUGAUAAUAUUUCCUGUAUGACGUUGAAUCAGGCAGAGGUGACGUUGAGUAAGGCAUUUAUGCUGGGAUGACCUCAAGGACAUUUGAAAGGACAGCGUCAUUUGUGGAUUAUAUGUCAGCGAUUGAUGACGCCAUGUGUUCGUGGGUGACGUCACACCAGGCAAAGUGAAAGGGACAGAAAUAUUUUGUUUAUGUAUACUCUGACUAAACAUACAAUAUUGGUUUUAAUUCACCGCAAUAUUUUCACAAUUUAGGAAAGCAAUUCAGACUAUCCCAGUCUUUAUCAAUUCACCACGCUUUUAAAACACAGAUGUUUUGACACCAAAGUAGCUCUUUAAACAAAAGAGCAAAGCAAACAUAUGCUAGGACUUACUGUAGAGUAGGUGCAGAAGAAUACAAGAGUGUCAUGAACAAGGCAUUGCUACUCUACCUUGGAUCUAAUUUUCUUACAUGUAUUUCCUUUUAAUGUCUACAUGUACACUUAGGAAAAAGUGAUCAUUUUGUAAUGAUAAUAACUAUACAUAUUUAAAAUGUACAGGGCAUAGAUCCGGGAGAUUGUCAAUGUUGGAUUGUCACUUGUUGAAAGUGUUUUAAAAGUGCAUGCGUCUGUCUUGUUAUGACAAGAUCUUGUGUUUGUAUGUGUUGAGAUGCUGGCAGAGAGGAGGCUUAUGAGUGUGAGGGCUGGUUGAACAUAUUGGUUAUACUGUCUGAUCUUCACAGUCGACUGUCAUGCAAACUGGUAAAGAUUGCCCUAAGUACUAAAUAAACCCUGUAAAAGUGGAUUGAACAAAAUAGAAUUUUGAAUACUAUGUAUGACCUCCUGUAUUGGUAGAUAAAUAGUAUUGUUUUCAUGUGAGGAGUAAAUGGAGUGGAGUGGAAUUAUGGGUAAACCCAUGCAUCAUGGGUUUUACAUGUGUGGCUGUUAGGAAGUAGCUGAAUAGAACAAGGCCUCAAAUCAGGUGAAUAUACAUACCCUCAUACAUCUCAUUAGUGCAGAAUUUACACAUACACCAUGUAUAUGUUACUGCAUAUGUCAGUGUUUGCAGUAAGAAGCCAUUCGAUUGACAUAGUUAGACUGUUACAGAGUUAACUGUUACAGAUAUGUAUGGAAGUUCUCUUUGUCUGUACCUGGGACAUGAUAGAUUCACCCACUUCACAGUCCUGAUGAAAUUACAGUCCUAGCCAGUAAAUGCCUUUCAUCUAGUCUUGUAAUAUUUACCUUUCUGAAGCCAGAUGCCUUAUGGCAUUUGUUUCGGAUACUGUGUUGAUCUAGUCUGGAAAUGAGUUAAUGUAGAGUUUUUCCAGUCGGUGAUCUUGUGUGUAGAUCUGUAUAGUAAUCAUACAUUAUGCAUGGGUUUCUCUCAGGAUGACAUGCUCAUGCUCAUGACUGGUAGCAGCCAUGUUAAAUGUGCAUGUUUAUGCUAUAGAUAAACAUAGUUAAAAGUAGAUAACUGUACAUAUACAUGCAGCCUUUUACAUGUGCAUACAGGUACAAGGCCUGUCAGAGUGUAGUGACAGUACAGUAGUUCAGCAUUUCUGCCAUGCUCUUGCUCAGUGUUGGCAUGUUUGUGCAUGCCAAGGUUUAUAUGUACAUGUAACUUUUACUUGUAGUCUUCCCAAAGCUGAGCAGUUAUGUGUAACUCAGAUGUUAGUUUUCAUUGAAAGUAGAUUUGUAGUUAUUGGUUCUGUUGCAUAGGAGACAGGGUUGUAAGUUGUAUAUGGACAUGUCUUGUACACAUUCGAGUACAUAUAUUUCCCUUUCUGUCUGUAAU